UAUGUUGCGCGACACCACGUGUCCAUUUACGGCAUAACAAGGUCUCCCCUAAUCCUGCCUGGAAGUUGGAGCACAACUAAACUAGUUUGUUGCCUCUUCAACCACACUUUGUGGCUUAGGAUGCUCAGACUAGCAUGGCGUCGCUCAGCGUCCAUAAAUAGCAGCUUGGUGUCUACUCCUCAUGUCACGGCAGCCUUCUGGGACACGACCACUCUUCACAAAAGGAAUUUAGGACAUAAUAUCCGAGUUUUCCAACUGUUUCCUCUCCCACCAAGUUUGGCGUGUACGCAGCUGUCGACUCAUUCUCUCAGAUCCUUUCCCUUUAUGAGCAUGGCAUCAGGAGGCGAAGGGCUGCCGCCCACACCACCUCGACACACAAACAGGCUAUCCAAAGAGAGGUCACCCUACCUUCUACAACAUGCGCACAACCCAGUUGACUGGUAUCCAUGGGGUCAGGAAGCCUUCAACAAGGCACGAAGUGAAGACAAACCAAUAUUUUUAUCAGUGGGCUACUCAACAUGCCACUGGUGCCAUGUUAUGGAGCGGGAAUCUUUCGAGGACGAGGACAUUGGCAAAAUCCUCAAUGACAACUUUGUCUGUAUUAAAGUAGACCGAGAAGAGAGACCAGAUGUUGACAAGGUGUACAUGACCUUCGUACAGGCAACAAGUGGAGGUGGAGGGUGGCCCAUGAGUGUUUGGUUAACUCCUAAUCUGCGUCCUUUCCUCGGAGGCACCUACUUUCCACCCAGAGACCGUGGAAGCAGACCUGGCUUUAAGACAAUCCUCACCAGAAUCAUGGAACAGUGGCAGAAUUAUCGUUCGAACCUGGAGUCCAGUGGGGACAGGAUCCUUGAAGCUCUGAAAAAAGGCACAACUGUGGCUGCAAAAGCAGGUGACAGUCCUCCCUUGGCCCCUGAUGUGGCUUACCGCUGCUUCCAGCAGCUAGCUGGCUCUUAUGAAGAAGAGUAUGGAGGCUUCAGAGAUGCUCCCAAGUUCCCAACGCCAGUGAACCUGAUGUUCCUCAUGUCUUACUGGUCUGUGAAUCGCUCUACCUCAGAGGGUGUCGAGGCGCUCCAGAUGGCAAUGCAUACACUUCGCAUGAUGGCGCUGGGUGGCAUCCAUGACCAUGUUGCACAGGGUUUUCAUCGUUACUCCACAGAUUCUUCUUGGCACGUUCCCCACUUUGAAAAGAUGUUGUAUGACCAGGCCCAACUAGCUGUCGCGUACAUAACUGCUUUCCAGGUAUCAGGUGAGCAGUUUUUUGCAGAUGUGGCCAAAGACAUACUGCUUUAUGUCUCCAGAGACCUCAGUGACCAGUCUGGAGGCUUCUACAGUGCAGAGGAUGCUGACUCUAUCCCAUCAUCAGGGGGCUCGGAAAAGCGUGAGGGGGCUUUUUGCGUCUGGACGGCCUCAGAUAUCCGGCAAUUGCUGUCAGAUGUUGUGGAGGGUGCCACUGGUUCUGCAACGGUGGGCGAUAUUGUCAUGCACCAUUAUGGGGUGAAGGAGCUUGGCAAUGUUGCCCUGGAUCAGGACCCUCACGGGGAGCUACAGGGUCAGAAUGUGCUGAUAGUGCGGUAUUCUACAGAAUUAACAGCUGCACGCUUUGGCAUUAGCCAGGAGAUGGUCAAUGAGCUUUUGGCUUCGGCCAGAGCCAAAAUGGCAGGAGUGAGGAAGAUUCGCCCACGCCCUCAUCUGGACACCAAGAUGCUGGCCUCCUGGAAUGGUCUCAUGCUGUCAGCCUAUUCUCGUGUUGGAGCCGUGCUCGGGGAUAAGGCCCUGUUGGAGAGGGCGGUACUGGCCGGCCACUUCCUUAAAGAGCACCUGUGGGACGCAGGGAUGCAGACCAUUGUGCGAUCAUGUUACCGUGGAGACCAGAUGGAGGUGCAGCAGAUCUCACAGCCUAUUUCUGGCUUCCUGGAUGAUUAUGCUUUCGUUAUUUGCGGCUUGCUGGAUCUCUACGAAGCCACACUGCAGACAGAGUGGCUGCAGUGGGCAGAAGAGCUGCAGCUCAGGCAGGACGCGCUGUUCUGGGACGCGCUUGGUGGAGGCUACUUCUGCAGUGAUCCCAGUGACAGCGCAGUUCUCCUGCAACUUAAAACAGAUCAGGAUGGUGCCGAGCCUAGUGCCAAUUCUGUCACAGCGUCCAGUCUCCUACGUUUAUCCCAGUACACCGGAAGACAGGAGUGGCUCCAGAGGUCCCAACAACUGCUGGCAGCCUUCUCUGAUCGUCUGACCAAUGUCCCUAUCGCUCUGCCUGAGAUGGUCCGCGCUCUAAUGGCAGAACACUACACGCUCAAACAGAUUGUGAUAUGUGGCCAUAAAGAUUCCUUGGACACCAAAAGUCUUUUAGAAGCAGUCAACUCUCUCUUCUUACCACACAAGGUCUUGAUGCUUGUUGACGCCAGUGCAGACAGUUUCCUCACCCAGCGUCUGCCUGCACUCUCCUCCAUGACCCAGCAGGGUGGCGUGGCCACCGCCUACGUUUGCCAGGACUUUGCCUGCUCACUUCCUGUCACAGACCCCCAGGAACUACGCAGGCUUCUACUGGAUGGACAAGUGGGGAUGCAGGCACAAUAAUCAGUUAAUACCUUUAUUGAAUUGACUCAAAAAGAUUUAAAGACUGAAACUGAGCAGCUCUAGUGAGUAUAGCUAGUUCUGUGCACUUAAAGGCUAAUUCAUUUUGAUUUAGCCAUUAAAUGAUCCAUUCACUUGUUUUGCCUCAAGAUUAGACUUCUAUCUGUAUUGUUGCAAUCAUUCCACCUCAUUAAUUCCUCCUCAUUAAUUCCUCAAAUAUUAGCGUAACCCUACAAGCCAUAAAAUGUCAUUUUGGUACACAAAGCCUGCAAAGAAACAUAAAGAGCAACAGCAUCAGCUCCUUUUUAAAAAUGUAGCGCUUGCGCAAAAUGGUAUGUUGUGACUGUUUGGAAGCAACACACUUUAAAUAGAAUUUAACCUAAGCUUGAACUAAGAUUUUUUUUCUUUCUUCUCAAAGCCCCAUUUAGCUUCCAUGUCGCGUGGAUCUGACGGCGCUUGCCUGCUCGCCGGCGUGCGUGCGUGCGUGUGCGCGUGUGCAUUCAUAUGCGAGUGCAUCCAUUUUUAAAAGUGCAUCAUAUGAAUGUGCGUUUGACUUUAUCUCUAAUCGCGUCACAGCAAGCGAGCUGCUCUUUAAUGAGACCCUUUCUUACCAUCUGUUACCGCAAGCUUGAACUAUACGUGGCUGUGUGAGGUGAACCUUUCACAUUAAUACUCAAAGAUACUUAAAACGAUCAGUUUUGCUGAUGGACAGCAUACUUACACAUGUGAAAAAGGCCAGCAGGAGCUUUUUUCUGGCAUUUAACUGCUACUAAGUAAUGCUGGAUAAUAUAUCCUACCCUUUUUCAACACUUUUCAGACAGGGGAAGUGUGCUGAUUUUUUUUCUUGGAGCAAAUUAUGAAAAUGUGUGUGAUUUCUUCUGACAUUGCAACAUGUUUUAUUGCAAUGUUUUGUUAUUUAAGGAUUCCUGCAGGUAUCGACAAAUCUAAUCGAAUGAUUUUUAAUGUCUUUACAAUGCAACUUAAAACUUGUUAAUGCCCAUAUCGGACUGCAGAUGAUUGUUAUAUAUAGUCAAAAGCAUAAAAUCAUCUGUAUAGACAAAAUUGCAUUUGAUAAUAAUAAUGUUGAAUGGUUGAAAUGCGUACAUUAACUGUGGCCAAAUUAAGCACACAUGUAAUCAAAAGAUAUAAUAACGGUAACACUUUAGUAUGGGGAACAUAUUGUGAGUAACAAAGACUUAAUUUAGAGUUAUUUAGACAGUAAGGGAACAUAUUGUAAGUAACAAAGACUUAAUUCAGAGUUAAUUGGUUAGGGUUAGAGGGUUGAGGUUUGGGUUAGGCCAUGCAGAAUAAGGCAUUAAUAAGUACUUAAUAAUGACUAAUUAAGAGCCAAUAUGUUACUAAUUUGCAUGUUAUUAGGCAACUAAUUAAUGGUCAAUAUGUUCCCCAUACUAAAGUGUUACCAAAAUAACAAUACAAUAAACUUUUUAAACGCAGUGAACAUAUUUUUCAUUACUGUAGUGCUAUUAACCAUUGUAAUUGGAAGGUCAAUAACGUAAUGAUCUGGCUAAAUAGGUAAACAAAUGUAGAUAUAACAUUUACUCUCAAUAUUUGUUAGCAAAAAAUGCAUUUCAGUAAAUAUUAAACAUCUUAGAGUGCAGUUUUACCCCUAAUUGGGAAAAAAUGGGUUGGGUGGUUUGUUUUGUUGUAUUUUUAUGUUGCCAAUUGCAAUCGUAUGAGGUUUUUAAUGCCUAUGGACAUCAAAUGUAAUGUUUUGCAAUGCUGUUCUAGGCCUACAUUUUCGCAAAAUGUAUUUAAUGAGGUAAUGACCCUGUGUUUUUCUCUCCCAGUUUCACUGUGCUUGCUAAAAAAAAAAAAAAAAAACAAGACACAGGCUGCAAAUGGCCCCUGUGCAGGACUUUGGACACCCCUGCACUACACUAUGGUAUCAAUGGAUUAGUCCACACCCUUGUAUUCUAAUGGAACUGCCUGAAUGAAGUAGACUGAUGGACAUAUGGACUAACAUACUUUUAAUAACAGUUUAGUAUUGGCCAAGGUCUGUGCUCAAGGCAGUGACAUAAUACUGUGAGUUUAAUUUAAGAAUGGACAUUACUGUGUACCAAAAUGUAGUUAAUGUUUCUAAUGUAAUAGCUACAGAUAGGAAUGUGCCGAAGAAUUUGUCAGUAUUGGUCGAUUUUUUUGAAAUAGUACGUGAUCAGCCAAUGCCGUUUAAUCCCUUCUGGCUGACAAUAUUUACUUUUUGUCAGCAGCUGACAUGUGGCUAGUGGCUAACUGUGUAUCUACUUACAGUACAUAGUGUGAAGCCGCAAUAAUCACUUCCGAUGCGGCAAAUAAACUGCAUUUUAAUUAAUAUCUUAAAGUGGAAAUGCACUUUUUUUUAAAUGCCAAAUAUUUACAAAUUUUGCUAAUUUUAAGCUUAUGGCAGCGCAUUAUUUCAAAAACAUAUGACAACGUUAACUAUUUUCUUCGACAACAUUACUGAAUACUACUCACUGCAGACUUCAUGAGAGGAAACAAACAAAAUAAAAAUGUUGAUAUGUUCCCGUUGCAAUGAAGAAUGACUCAUAAUCCUUGCAAAGAAAAAAAGGGGGUCCAACCAAUUGUCUUUUUGUGUCUUUCUUGCCAUUCCCGGGUCUAAAUUGGAUACCAGAGUUGACCAACUUGUCGGAUUAUGUCCUCGUCCUCCUACUGUCAAAGUGAGAGGCAUUAUUUAUGAUCUAAAACAAACUUUCACAAGCUCCAAGGCAAAAAGCUGCCCACCAACUGAUCUCUGGUCAUAUGUUUAAUUCCACAAAAUCAUGUAGUUGUUGUUUUUGUUCAUGUUUACAAAUUCAGAGAAUAAUUCACUUGAAACAGGAGGACAAAAACCAAAGGAUUUAAAUUAGAAGCACAUAGAAUUUUUUGCUUAGUUAUUGCGUUGACCAUGUUUUGCUUAAAGGAAUCAUAUUAGGAUUUGUUUUCUACAUGUGAACACUUCCUUGUAGUCUACAUAACAUGUAAUGUGAUCCUAAGGUCGAAAUUUUGCAUAGAUUAUGUUUUACUGACCAUCUUUAAGCCGCUUUCUGACCGUCUCUUCAGGAUGCACCAUUUUGUGUGCGGUCUUAUGUGCCUGCAUUUCAACUGCGUCUUCUCCCUGUCAGCCAUGUUGUAGUUUUUGCGCUUUUGUAGCGAGUCGCCCGACAGACAUAAGUCAAAUAUAUAUAAGUCAAAACAAUAUGGUAUGUACUCACGCAGAGCUCUUUGGGUAAACCUCUACCCUAUGUAGCGAUAUCUGCUGAUGUAACAAAGACAUAAUACAUCUCUUAAGUCUCAAAUUCCUAACGGUUCAUCUAGAGCACAGAUGUCAAAAAUGCGCCCCGCGGAGCGGAUCAGGCCUGCGAGAUGAGUUUGCAAAGUGUAGAAUUGAGCUGCAUUUUUAAUUUUUAAAUUAAAGAAACUGCUGUUCUAAACGUGUCCACUGGAUAUCGCAAUAGCAAUUCUGUUAGGCAAGUAAAUAGUUAAAGGACAGCCCCAGAAUAUGAGUUAUGAGUUAAAAUUCCUCACAUGAAUCAACAGACCAUACAAAAUAACGAAUAUACCUUUAGGGUGUAGGCUCAACCAGUGCCACAUUUGGUAGAUAUCUUUGGGUGACUGUCAAGCACGUGUGUGCAAUAUUUUAGCAAGAUUUGUUGAUAAACAUUGGCCCCCUUCAAGCAAAACAUUGUUGCGAAACCUGGCAACCAAUUGUAAGUAAUAGAUUGUUUAAUAAGUUAUGUGUUCCAAAGCACAAGUGGGACUUUAAAACAAAUGAGAGUAAAACAAACACUUAAAAUGC
Messenger RNA from Nerophis ophidion (straightnose pipefish), 6367 nucleotides. It is a transcript of the gene spata20, whose product is annotated as spermatogenesis associated 20. The transcript is spliced from 16 exons. Gene Ontology annotation, biological process: carbohydrate metabolic process. Lineage: Eukaryota; Metazoa; Chordata; Actinopteri; Syngnathiformes; Syngnathidae. Bases 121 to 2577 code for a protein of 818 amino acids. The record is from RefSeq and is a predicted model, not a curated record.